Messenger RNA from Phytophthora nicotianae INRA-310, 1758 nucleotides. RefSeq lists its product as hypothetical. The record is from RefSeq and is a predicted model, not a curated record. The transcript has a single exon. Lineage: Eukaryota; Oomycota; Peronosporomycetes; Peronosporales; Peronosporaceae. The coding region runs from base 1123 to 1572 and encodes 149 amino acids.
CUUUUGGCAAGCGCUUCAACUUGAAGAGAUCGUUGAGCUUAAACGAUGUUCACAAUGGCGUACAGGAUCACACCGCAGCCGGUCAUCAGCACAGGCGUGUCCAUCGUGUGCGGAGCAGUCGCCUCUGCGUACGCCAUUGUCGGCGCCAGGAUCAGCAUCGACAGCAGCACCUGCCAGAAGUUGUCGAACGCGGCGUACUGCAGAGCAGGGAACACCAGACCAGACAGGAACACACACACACUGCCCUCCCAGCUACGAGUGUACUUGUUCUUCGAGAAGCAGCUGCGCGUCUUGUACUUGUGACGACCCCACGUGAUACCCACAGGCUCCGCUAGACCGUCGCCGAUGCCCGUGAUAAACACGAGGAUGAACGUCAAAGCUCCUUGAGCAGCGAAUAGCCACUUGAAGAACAUCAGAAUGAACAUACCAGGAGCGAUGUUGCCCAGGAUGAUCCACUUGAGCGUGUUCGGACGAUCUUCCGGGCGGUCCAGAGAGUUGAACUGCAGCAUGAAGAACUUGGAGUGCUCACGGAUGGGCUUGAUGAGCACGAGGAAGCCCAGCAUAGUGAAGAAGUCACCCCAGGCCAGAGCGAUCGGACCAGAGUAUUCAGACUUAAUAACCAGCGGCACCAUGUAGGCGGCAAAGUGCUGCAGCUUACGAGUGUAGUUGACCUUGAACUUGGACGACUUGUUGGUCAUGAUGUAGCCCUUCUCGUCGACAUCACAGAAGACACGACAAAUAACGCCACCAAUCAGUGAUACCAGCAUCAUCACUGCCAACUUCGGAAGCUGCAUGAGCCAGAAGUGUGUUCCAUGUAACCAUUGCGGCUCGUAGGAGUACGUCAGCACGAGCAUCGCGGCGGCGUAGACAAUCAUGCCGAGCAUGAAUGCGAAGUCGAACGUGUUGUACCAGUGCUUCCUGUAGUCACCAGCAACCUCUCCUUCCUCGACCAGCGAUGUUUUCGGGCGACGAACCGGUCGAAGGGAUUCCUCUUGAGAGGUAACAGAACCAUACGAAGGCAGCGUGUGUUGAGGUAGCUCGGGCGAAUCUGGUACCUUCCAAACGAUUCGAAGCAGCACGUAGAUCAAUACCAAGGCUACUAGUGGCAAUGCCACGAGAGUAAUGCCCUCAGCAACCGUCAGUUCGUGCGUCCAAUUCCUCGGUACAAACGCAGCCAUGGGCUCAGCUGUUUCUCCCGUCGAGUUCAUGGACAAUCGGAAGAGAGAAGAGAGCAAUGGGCCUGCAAAGAUGUCGGCGGCUAUAUCUUCCAUCCAAGUUGCUAGUUGCGAAAAUGAACUUGCUGAGCUUUUACCGGGUGACGCAGAAAAUGAGAGAGGAACUCGGUCCUGGCCUCUGAUUGGGAUUCUUUUCUUCAUGCUAGUUCCGCGUCGUCGUCUCCCAGUUUUUCUCAUUCUUUCUACCGCUCGGUUGGACAGCAAGACACACGGCAAUUGUGUUUCAUUUGAGCAAACAAAACAAGACAGCGUCGAUCGAGUAUUUCUCAUGACGGCGGGGUGCAACAAAAGUAGUUCUAUAUCUACUAAAAGCUUCGAAUGGUGCGCCACAGAUUAGAUAUGCAGGCUUCCUAGCUUCGAGUAAAUGCGCCUGAAACUUAAAUACGUAGGGUUUGCUUCGAAAUAGGAAGGUGUGCUUUCUGCGCUGCUGCUGCUGUAAAUGUCUACGGCUUAGUAAAAAAAAUCGCUGCCAUGGCAAAGAAAAGAAAACGGGUGUCGAUCAAUAGCAUUGUUGUACCAAGUU